UCAUGUAAGCCUUUUGUUAGGAAACAGAGGCCUGGGUUAACGCCUUGAAUUCAACCUUCCAGCAACCGCUCGUUACAAAAGAAACUUAAGUGGGCUAUGGAGGAGAAAAGGAAAGCAGAGGGUCUGGUGAGGCACACGGGCGGCUGCCACUGUGGUGCUAUACGUUUUGAAGUGUGGAAUGCUCCGGAUUUGCACGUAUUUGAUUGCAAGUAUGGGUUUUUUGUCAAGAUCAAGAGUUGCAGCAUUUGUACCAAGAAGCAGAACCGGCAUUUUAUUGUUCCCAAGGCCCACUUUACGUUGCUUCAGGGCUCAGAGAACAUAACCACAUACACAUUCAAUACACACACAGCCAAGCACACAUUUUGCAAGAUAUGUGGUGUGCAAAGUUUCUACACACCCCGAUCGAAUCCUGAUGGCUUUGGUGUGGCUCCACAUUGCCUGGACCCUGGAACUGUAAAGAGUGCAACAGUUGAACAGUUCUGUGGUGAGAACUGGGAGGAGAGCAUGCAGAAACACAACACUAUAAGGAGUAUGUCCAGGCCUACAGAAGAAGCCAAGUAAUCUAUUAAUACACAUGUGACCUUUCAUUCAAAAUGAAUGAAGCAUUCAUUUUGUUUGGGUCAAAUUAUAAAGGAUAGGCUACACUAGCUACUUCUAAAGCUAUGAUUCUGAAAGCAGAGGUGCCACAUGGGAUAAUUACAGUACAAGGUCUUCUUGGAGUUAAUACACGUGUAUAAGGCACAGCAGGAGUACAGAGGCCAUGUUUUAAGUCACCUGUUAUUGUGGUAUUACUCAUUCAGUAGUGAUUCACACUGUGUAGCAUGGCACUGAGAUGGUCUGCAUGCAAACACACUUUGAAACUAACACGUAUUCCCAGAGAAAUAAUCAUCAUGACUUCCAUGUGAAAUAAAAUAUCUGACUAAACAUCA
Ictalurus furcatus (blue catfish) is the source of this 929-nucleotide messenger RNA. RefSeq names its product centromere protein V (gene cenpv). Lineage: Eukaryota; Metazoa; Chordata; Actinopteri; Siluriformes; Ictaluridae. Gene Ontology annotation, molecular function: carbon-sulfur lyase activity. The record is from RefSeq and is a predicted model, not a curated record. Bases 97 to 561 code for a protein of 154 amino acids. The transcript is spliced from 5 exons.